AUGCAAGCAAGUUUACCUGGCGAAAAGAAAGUCGACACAGAGCGGCUGAAGCGUGAUCUAUGCCCACGUAAACCCAUUGAGAUAAAGUACUUUUCACAGAUAUGUAACGAUAUGAUGAACAAAAAGGACCGAUUGGGUGAUAUUUUGCAUAUUAUCUUGCGAGCAUGUGCACUCAAUUUCGGGGCGGGUCCCCGUGGUGGCGCUGGUGACGAAGAGGAUCGAUCUAUUACGAAUGAAGAACCCAUUAUUCCCUCUGUGGACGAGCAUGGCCUGAAAGUAUGUAAGUUGCGCAGUCCUAACACUCCACGAAGACUCAGAAAAACACUAGAUGCCGUGAAAGCUUUAUUGGUGUCGUCUUGUGCUUGUACCGCAAGGGAUUUAGAUAUAUUUGAUGACAACAACGGCGUUGCAAUGUGGAAAUGGAUCAAAAUUCUGUACCACGAAGUAGCGCAGGAAACCACGCUGAAGGACUCUUAUAGAAUAACUUUGGUACCUUCUUCUGAUGGUAUAUCAGUAUGUGGAAAACUUUGGGGAGAGUUGAACAACUGCUUCCAUAUGCCAGCCUCAUUUUGCGUAAUCGAGAAGUUUUGUUCAGAGAACCGAAGCGAGGAAUUGACGAGUAUCUGGAAAACGAUUCUUUUCUUCAAAUGA
This is a messenger RNA of Saccharomyces cerevisiae S288C, 651 nucleotides long. RefSeq lists its product as uncharacterized. The record is from RefSeq and is marked reviewed. The transcript has a single exon. NCBI's taxonomy places the organism in Eukaryota, Fungi, Ascomycota, Saccharomycetes, Saccharomycetales, Saccharomycetaceae. The coding region runs from base 1 to 651 and encodes 216 amino acids.